Cynoglossus semilaevis (tongue sole) is the source of this 3148-nucleotide messenger RNA. RefSeq names its product protein Wnt-2b-A-like. Gene Ontology annotation, molecular function: frizzled binding; cytokine activity. The record is from RefSeq and is a predicted model, not a curated record. Lineage: Eukaryota; Metazoa; Chordata; Actinopteri; Pleuronectiformes; Cynoglossidae. Gene Ontology annotation, biological process: multicellular organism development; canonical Wnt signaling pathway; neuron differentiation. The coding region runs from base 528 to 1703 and encodes 391 amino acids. The transcript is spliced from 5 exons. Gene Ontology annotation, cellular component: extracellular region.
AGGACACAAACUGUCUUCGUCAUUGUCUUAAUGCCUCAGUAUUUUGUUACCCCAGAUAUCUCUCUCUCUCUCUCUCUCUCUCCCUCUAUCAAUCACCCUCUCUCUCUCUCUCUUUCACUCUCUCCCUCUCCCUCUCCGUCUCUCUUUAUCCAUCACUCUCUCCUCCUCCUCCUCUCUUUUCGUCCCUGCGUGUGCGUGUGUGCGCGCGUGCGCAGCUGAAGGGCGAGUGAAGAGAGCGGCGGCCGACACUUGUUGCUGCUGCCGUUCCAGGUAAAGCAGACAGACCCACAGUCUGGUGCGCACAUGGCACCGGCAACGCGAUCCUGCUGGACAGCCGCGCUCACCAUGGAACCGCACUUUGGAGCAGAAGACCUCAUCUGGACCUGCUGAAACCCCCACCGCCACCACCUCCACCCCGCCGUCUGCACACCCAGAUCUGUUGAAAGACUUUGGGAUAACUAUUGGUCUUUGUUUUUAGGAUUAGGAGUUGAAAUAAAUCCAGUUUGAGCCGCAGCGUAGACCCAUCCAUGUUGGCCUUACCCCGGAUUCUGAGCCUCCGGGCCGCUGCCAGGACUGAUGGCUGUAAGUCCCCCAGACUCGCGCUCUCUUCCCGGUCUUCUUCGUGCCACAGUCCGGGCACAAGCUCCAAAAUUUACUGCGCUUGUGCGCUGCUGCUGCUGCUCACACCCAGGGUGGAUUCUUCAUGGUGGUACAUUGGAGCCCUGGGAGCCCGCGUCAUCUGCGACAACAUCCCAGGUCUGGUGAACAAACAGCGUCAGCUGUGCCAGCGUCACCCCAACAUCAUGCAGGCCAUUGGUGAGGGCACCAAAGAGUGGAUCAGAGAGUGUCAGCACCAGUUCAGGCACCAUCGCUGGAACUGCAGCACGCUAGACCGAGACCACACCGUGUUUGGACGAGUCCUCUUGCGAAGCAGCCGCGAGGCAGCAUUUGUUUACGCAAUCUCCUCGGCGGGCGUGGUGUAUGCAUUGACUCGUGCGUGCAGCCAGGGGGUGCUAAGGACGUGCCACUGUGACCCGCAUAAGCGUGGACAGACCAGCGACGACAGCGGAGAGUUUAGCUGGGGUGGCUGCAGUGAGGAUGUCAACUACGGCAUCAAGUUCGCCAAAUCCUUCAUCGACGCUAAGGAGAGGACGGAGCGAGACGCACGGGCCCUCAUGAACCUGCACAACAACCGCUGCGGGCGAACUGCGGUGAAGCGUUUCCUGAAGCUGAAGUGUAAAUGUCACGGCGUCAGCGGCUCCUGCACACUACGAACGUGUUGGAUGGCCAUGUCUGACUUCAGGAAGACGGGCGACUACCUGAAAAAGAAAUACAAUGGCGCUGUGGAAGUGACAAUGAAUCAGAAUGGUACAGGCUUCACUGUGGCCAACAAGGCCUUCAGGAAGGUGACCAAAAAUGACCUGGUCUACUUUGAGAACUCUCCAGAUUACUGCAUUCAAGACAAAGCAGCAGGUACCCUGGGAACUGCGGGGCGAGUCUGCAACAGGACUUCCCGCGGAACAGACGGCUGUGAGGUCAUGUGCUGUGGGCGGGGCUACGACACCACCUUAGUCAAGCAGAUCACCAAGUGCGAGUGCAAGUUCAAGUGGUGCUGCUCAGUGGAGUGUAAAGACUGCGAGGAAGCCGUGGACAUUCACACAUGUAAGGCCCCUAAACGGGCUGGACUGUUGGACCAGACAUGAAGACACAUUCCCCAUAUACCACCCCCUAUAAUGCAACCUCACCCCUUUAUCCCCCUACUGGAAGAACAUCCUCCGGAGCCUGGAAUUCUGGGAUGUUGUCUGAAAAAGUGGUCCCUUCAUCCCCACCUCCAUUCAUCAUUGCAUGGCUUUUCUACUUGUCUCUGUGAAAAAAAAAGCACUAGAAUCCAGUACCCAAUAAUAUGAAUUUAUACCCAUAAUCCCUGUGUGUGAACGGCCCGAUUCUGAACCACUGGGAUCCAACGAUGGACAGUUGAACCUGUGACCGGUGACUGGGCGUUUGUCGUCAAUUUCUUGUGUAUUUUCCUGAGUUUGCUGCUUUCAUUACACAUUUUACACGAACUGAGCCUUAAGCAUAUCCAGUAUUAUCACACCAGUACCAUUUACUCACACCCUUUUUACUCUGCGGGGAAAUACACUAUAAUUUCCACCUAAAACUGAACUGGGUUCAAAUUGUGAAAGAAGCUUUCGACAAGUGCACUUUGAGAAGCAGAUGUUUGGACAUGGUUUGUUCAAACGGGAGUCUAGAUGAAGAAACUACCAGAGAACAUGAAGAUGGAUGGGUGGGAGACAAAUUUGACAGAUGGUUUGUGGAACUCUAAACAUCAAGAAUGAAAAAAAAGGCUGUUUUAAAAGUGAUUUAUUUAAUUGUAACGUGUUUAUUUUCUCAUCAGCGAAUGAGGCUGCACUACGGUGACUGACACGAGGAGAGAGAAGAACUGUUAUCACUCAUAUCACCAUUAUCACCAUUAUCACUAUUAUCACCUAUAGCAGUGUUACAGACCCGGAUUUUCUGUGAUGAAUCGGGAAAGUAAGAACAGAGCGCAGAUACAGAGCGAGUCCACGUGAAGACUGGUAUUUGUUUAGGUCUUCAGGUUUUACUUACUUUCCAGUACUCUUAUUUAACCAUAACUGUAAAGACUUGUUGUGGCAGCAGGAGCCAAUCAAAACACAGCCAGCUUUGUGGGCAGCCUGAGGAACCACCAUUUCAGCAUUAAGUGCUUGGAACUGUUUAGUACAAUUGAAGUAAAUGUUUCCUGAUCAAAAGGUUCCAUUGUUCCACGUACAAGCCAAGGUCUUGUAAUUUCAUAUUUGUAUUUCAAAUAAAAUGCAGCCAGCUAUCACACAAUCACAGAGCGGUGAGUCACUCGUACGACUUUUUCAUGUCCAAUACCGAGAUCGCAACUUGGAGUAUCUACCUAUACCGAUAUCCGAUACCUUUUUUCCUCUUCGAGUGUCACGCAAAGAUAAAUUGAGAUCUUGGGCUUGGGUAUCGGAUCGGAUGGGCUGUAGUGUUAUUUCUUCGAUUUUCAAUCCUGAAAUCUUCAUCAAUAUCGGGCUAAUACCGAUCCUUGGUAUUGGAUCGAGUCAUCCCUUGUGAGAAGGCUUGUUGAUGAUCCUUGGAGCACGGAAAUAGAGUACUUUGA